Molecule: messenger RNA, 1200 nt
Organism: Talaromyces rugulosus
Lineage: Eukaryota; Fungi; Ascomycota; Eurotiomycetes; Eurotiales; Trichocomaceae
Exons: 4
Coding region: 1-1200 (399 amino acids)
Source: RefSeq, a predicted model, not a curated record
AUGUUAUCACAUCAACAUCACUCACCUUGGAACGGUAUAAUAGAUGUUUUAUACGAGCAGCGGGAUUCAUGCGCGCGACGCUUCCCAUUUCGCUUGACCCCGCUAAUCAAGCUAGUCUUGUCCAAUAUCGCAGUUCGCUACUGGCCAUUAGAGCUUAAUUUGGGUUUGAACCCAUUUGUUGUUCAAUGGUGGCCCCUCGCACUCGCAGAUUCGGCAUUGUUUCACGUCUCGUUACAGACGGCGUCCCUUGAUGAGGAAUUGCGGGCCCAGAAGGGAUUUCCUAUUUCAGAACUUUUGAUGAUCGAUUCGGUGUCUCUUUUACGACGAAAGCUCGAGGACCCAUCCUUGGCAUUUCAGGAUGAGACCUUAGAUUCGGUUGUCACCUUAGCUGCGAUUGAGCACGGCAAGAGAAAUUUUGAAAAUAGCACAGCACACAUCAAUGCUGUCAAGCAGAUGGUCAACGUUAGAGGCGGAAUUGGCGAACUCAAACGUACAAGUCCGCUUACAGCAAGAAUGAUUUCCUGGGUAGCUAUGCUGGUUACAGUGACCCCUCAAUUUGAAGCUCAAGAUGAUUCCGGACAUGGGACUGGAAUUGCCCCAAUACCACAAUGGCAAUUAGCAUUGGCUGGCCCUGAUCACCAGCAACUAAUUUUCGAUAAUAUUGAAGUCGACCAUACAAUAAACAACAUCUUACUCCGCCUCCGCAACAUAUUUCACCACGAACGAAUUUCGAGUUUGACUAGCACUGAUCUACAUGACCUUAUAUGCUUUGUAUUGCAUAAACUGCUACUGCUGCCCCCAUUAUCCCCUGAGAAUCCGGAGCAAUCAGCCGUUUUUGAAUGCUUUCGUUACGCGAUAGCACUCUAUUUACUGACCAUACAUGGAACUACAUAUUACUCCCAUGACGAUUUAGCAAAUAACAUGAUACUCCAGCUCAAGAGUCAUCUUGAAACCCUGCUACUAACAAACUACAUACACAGUUCAGCAGGAAUCUGGCUUCUUUCUGUUGGGUUGGCAGCUACUGCUGGAACCCCAUACCGCAAAUGGUUCAUAUCUCAGGCUUGCACAGCUGCCACGGUUCUCGGUUUGAAUACAUGGGAAGAAGUCCUCGUCCGUCUACAGACGAUAUUUUGGAUACCGCAGCAGGAUGAACCCGUUCAACAAAAGUGGGAGGUGAUCUUCAAUCUCUUGUCGGAUUAA